Messenger RNA from Phytomonas sp. EM1, 4956 nucleotides. The record is from the annotation of a GenBank genome assembly. NCBI's taxonomy places the organism in Eukaryota, Euglenozoa, Kinetoplastea, Trypanosomatida, Trypanosomatidae.
AUGCAUAAUGCUGAUCGCUCACUAUGGGUAGAAGAUCGCUACGCUUUGCGCUGCCGGGGCUGUGGUGAAAAGUUCACUCUCUUCCGUCGCCGUCAUCAUUGUCGACUUUGUGGACAAGUAUUCUGCUCCACCUGUCUAUUCCAGCUCAUUUCCCGCGAUUCAAUACAACCACGGAGUUUGGCGGUAUCAUUUUCAAAUUCCUUUAGUGCUAACCUCAACGCUUUGGAAGACCAAGAGCGACAGCAUCAACUGCCAGAGAGAGUAUGCAGACGAUGCGCCUCCGGGGCGAUGCAACAUCAGCGCAAUACAGGGGAAUCAAACUCAGAGCAUCACCUUCAGCAAUCCCAAAAUGCGGAGGAGUGUAAACAGGGGGGCUUCUCUCCACCCUCAAUAGGCUCUCUUGUAGUGAAGACUCCUGGAUCUGUGCACGUCGCUCCGGAACCCUUGCAGUGUACACCGCAGGAGGUAAUGCGGGUGGGCAGCCGGUCAUUGAGUGCUCGACGCGAAUGCCUUGAUGAUUCUCUUGAACGUGCGUGGCGGGAAGACGUGGAAAUGUGCCCGACAAAUCCCCAACUACAUAACCCAUCCCCCAUGGCAUUCCUGUCACACCCAGAGACUGACGAGGAAAAGUCUAUUUCAUACGCAAUGGCUCGACUGCCAUCACGCUAUCAGAAUAGUUUACAGAAAUGGCUUGAGGAGCAAUUAAACGAUGCGAACCUCUCCGCAUUGACAACUGAGACGGACCCUCUCCUGCUAUCCUCACCGCAGGGGGGUUAUUGUAGCCUCACUGGAGACCCCAUCGUCAUACCCACGUGGAAUGGGAGGGAUGUGUUCGAUCUUACCAUAUCCUUCGCGGAGCCCCUUUUGCUUUCGACGGGCUACCCUUCAGCAGCGAAGGGAAUGAUCGCGAAUAUGCCGAAAAAUUCGCCUUGUAUGCCGAAGGAGGGCGGCACCCUGCAUCACUUCUUGGAAAGCCCCGAUACGCAGGAAUGGUUUGCCAUGCAUUGGCUGAGGCGCGUACUGAACAGCCCCACGUUCAUCGAGAUCAUGGAGCAGUCCGUUGGAGGGGGCAUCCCAGGUGAAAGUGAUGGAGAGAGCGGAGAUGGCAACAAACUAUCCAAUCUAGUCUUAUGGAGUACGCCUUGGCUGCAGGCGAUCUACGCUACCACGGCGCGAGUGCUUGCCAAAACAACAGUGACGUUAGGCGGGCACAUUCACAAUCACGUUGAGAUCGUGACGUUGAAUUCGCAUGUGGACGAAACAAAGACGAACGCAAAGGUUGAUUGGGAGAGCCCCUACCAGAUUGAUAUAGUUUCUGGUGUUGCAUUUAAGCGCUCCCUCACCUCAAAGCGAAUGCCGUCUUAUUGGGAAAACCCUCGAAUUCUUUUCCUCGGGGGUCGUGUUUCUUACAAAAUGCAAUCAUUGAGCUUCAGUGAGUAUGUGGACUCCUACCAAGGUCAUCUGGACAAGCUCUUCCACCGUAUUCUGGUAUGGGCACCCCAGGUGAUUGUGGUAGAGGGCGGCAUGCAUCAUUACCUGCAGACCUGCGUUGCCAACACGGGCACGAUGAGUUUGGUGCUCAAUGUGGGCUCCUCGCUACUAACGCGGCUGGCCUCUUGCUGUGGGGCGACGGUGGUAUACGAUUUGCAUUACAUUACGGUAUCAGAUCUGCGCGAUGAGAAGACGCCGUUGGGGACGUGCGGCAUCUUUCGCGUGGUGGAGGUGAGUAAGGCGGAGCCACCGUUGUGUGUUUUUGAGCAGCUGCCCACGUCGAUGUUUUCGACCGUGGUGCUACGAGGAACCCAUCCAAACGCCACCGUGGGGCUGAAGUACCAUCAGAUCAAAGCAUGGCUGCUGGAGAGCCUUGCCACAGCUUACCACGUGUUGUUGCAGGGCUGCAGCCUCUGGGAUUUGGGGAUGGCAGUCCAGAAAACAAACAACGCUUCGGGCGUGUCUUUUGAUCCGUGCACACGAAGCAUAAAGUUUGCCGAUCUUCAGAGCGUGCACUAUUUCUUACAGCCCCAGCAGCGAUGUGCUGCACUUUCGAUGAACUACGGCAUCCACUUCGGGGAUGAUGUGGUUCGUUUGUUUCACGACAAGGCGAGGAGCGCCGAUGCACAUGAUCGUCUGCGUGACCAGAUCAGCGUUCAGUACAUCGCGCUAGAUACGCUGCGCUCCGAACCGCUAGCCACGUUAACCGCCGGUGGGUAUCAAAGUGAGCCUAAUUCCGAGUUUCCCACGAGUGGUGAUAUUCAGGCGUCCGCGUCGGCAAGAGGCAGCCGUGCGCGAAAUCACGACACUUACGCAUUUUACCAAAAGGACAAGGACCAGACGGUGUUGGGGUUUUUAGUUAAACAUUCGAAGGGGCGGCUGAGGUCUCGUGUGAUGAUAUGUCAUGCAGAGCAUCAAAUUAUAGUCUCGAAGUGCAACGCGCCAGAGGCCUUUCAGGGAGCGAAGUCGUCGGAGGACGAGUCUCUACAAGCUUUUCUGGAGAUUCAGAGCAAAUCCCUUGCGUUUAGGCUUGUGUGUGAAGAAAAGGAUUCUUUAUCCAGACCCAUUUGGGAUAUGGUCAGCUACUUCGUGAGGCCGCCGGGCUGCUACAUCAACUGCCCUUUUUGUAGCAACCUGGUGCGCGAAUCGGAGCAGGAUCAGCCGCCAGUGGAGCUGCAUUUUCUGUCGCAGCACGCGCUGAAUCUGUCGAUGGGCUCUUUUUUCGAGCUUCUGUUUAAUGCACACACCUCCCUGCAUCACGUACCUUGCUCACGGUCGAUGAAUAAGGAAUUUGCGGUUUGCUUCGUCUGCUACCUGCCCGCAUCCCGCCCUGUGGUGUUGAUCCGAUUGGAUGUUAAGCCGCUGAGGGUGUAUCGCUUGCGCCCCCCAUGCUGCGCUCUUGAAUGGGAACCCGCUGCAACGGUGGUGGGAGCAGCACCAAAUACAACUCUGCCAUCCUCCCCAUUGCUGGAGAAUGAAGAAGGUGAUGUGAUGUUGGAGCGUCGCGAGUUGUAUUCCGAUCUUACCGCGCUUCAGUCCGCACUUUCUCGUGCUCUUGACGAGGUUGCGGUCCCAACCCCACAAGGGGUUGCAUCGAACGACACGCCGAUUCCCGAUUCCAACAGCCCAGCACUCGCGGUGGCGGUCGUUCCCCGCUCCCUUCCCUCCAGCUAUCGCCUUCCCUUGGCCUCUUCGCUCUGCGGCGAGGCCUCCCAGCCCACCCACCCCACCCUUCUCCAACGCGUCGAGGAGCUCAUCCAAACCACCGCGCAGCUCACCACCGUCGCCGCGAUCAACGACCUCCGCUGGGGUGCCCUUCGCUUUCUGGUGAGGGACGUGAAGGAGUGGGGCCGGCGGCACGCCGCGGGGGAGGGAGCGCCAUACCCGCCAAAGGAAGGCGAGCCGGAGGGCGCGCCACGGAAGUCCGGCGCGAACGGCAAACCUCCCUUUCUCUCCUUCCUCGCGAGCGUUGAAAACCACCGGUGGUGGUUUAGUCCGGUCGACCAAUUAGCCCUCCGGGCGGACGAGCCCACGAGCUUUCUGAGCGUGGCGCUCACACGGCUGUAUGGGGUGGGCGCCACGGGAACCAACGCCUUCGCCUUCGGCAACUCCGAAAAGGGGGAAUCAUCCCCGCCACCCGAACCCCUGCAGCGGCCGGCUGGGGCAUUCGCGGAAUGCCCCUCACCCCCACCCCCUGACGCGAUUACUCUGGCGACCUCGGUUGGGAUCGACACGGAGCUGGGGAAAGGUUUGGAGGAGGGCGCCGGCGCUGCUGCCACGAAGAGCAGCCAAGGCACGACGGACUCUGCACCCGGCGAGGCGGUUGAGGGCCCGGUUUGCUUCCCGAAAACCGCGGACGAGGCCUAUCACAUCCUGAUAGAGGCCUGCAAGAGGGAAAAACGCCCGGGGCUUACCAGCCACACCACCCGGCGCAGUAUCACCCUCCGUGGGUUGGCCUCACCGUCUGGCGAGCUAAUUGGAUCGGUCACGGUCGACGUCUUCUUCCCCGAACCUUUUGCAGCGCUGCAGUACAUGUUUUUCCAAAGCGCUCCCGAAAAAUCGCUGUUGCGGUCCCUUGCGCGGUGCAGUGUGGAGUGCAUGCAAGGGGGCAAGUCGAGCGCGAAGUUCUAUCGCACCUGGGAUGGGCUUCUGCUCAAGCGGAUCAAGUGGAUGGAGAUGAAGCACUUCCUGCUGACGUGGGGUCCUGAGUACUUUCGCCACAUGGCGCGCUGCUUCGCCUGCCAGUCUUCCGAGAACGCCAAGACCGGGGAGGAAGGGUCGUCAGAACAGCCUCCGAAUGCCGCCGGUGUCCUCCUGGCAAAGGCGUUGGGACUUUACGCGAUUCAAAUCACUCGUAGGAGUAGCUGCCAAGAGGGCAGCUGCACGAGCACGGUGGGAGAAACCCAAUACUAUGUGCUUAUGGAAAACCUCACUUUACGCACGGGUGUACACGUUGAUCUUGCGUUUGACCUGAAAGGAAGUCAACGCAAUCGAACCGCGCCGGAGGGUUCAAGCGUGAAACUGGAUGGUGAUCUGGUCGAUCAGAUUCGACGUGGGCAUUUCUUAUUUUGCUCGAGUGCGCAAAAGCACUUGAUGAUGAAAAGCCUAUGCCGAGAUACCCAGCUUCUGAGCAGCUCUGGCAUCAUGGACUACUCCCUCCUGGUGGCUCUUGACUCGUCGCGGGGAGAGAUCCUGCUCGGGCUCAUAGAUUUUUUGCACCCAUACACAGGUGCCAAGUUACUGGAAUCAAGGGUCAAGUCAGGCAUCGACACGGUGCUGGGGUAUACCGGAAGAGAUCCAACCAUUAUCGGACCGCCAGACUAUAAAGAGCGUUUCCUGAGGUUCAUAAACGUCUACUUCUGCGGGAUUCCAGAUAAGCGCUUUCCACUCAUAGAAGAGGUCGUCCAUGAUGAUGCGCAAAGGGCGAUCCGUGGCACCGAAACGGCAAAAGACUCGAAGCGGUGA